Molecule: messenger RNA, 1849 nt
Organism: Mercurialis annua (annual mercury)
Lineage: Eukaryota; Viridiplantae; Streptophyta; Magnoliopsida; Malpighiales; Euphorbiaceae
Exons: 7
Coding region: 184-1737 (517 amino acids)
Molecular function (GO): catalytic activity
Source: RefSeq, a predicted model, not a curated record
GGUUUCUAUUAAGAUCACAGUUUGAUCUUUAAGGAAAAAGACAAAAAAAUCCCUCGAUCUGUUAAUGAAACAAAAAAAAAUCAUAUUUUUGCUUGUUUGACUUAGUAUUUUGCAUGUGUAUAGAUAAAUACACCACACUGCAGUUUGUUUAAUCCACAAAAGCAAGAAACUUUGGAAACAACAAUGAAAUUGAACUACCAAAUUAGCGUUUCAAUUGCUGUUUUUCUGUUUCUUUUAGUCAAUCAAUGGCCAAUAAUUGCAUCUUCAGCAGACUCACAGUGCAAAGCAUGGCUUGUCCAAUCAAUCCCCACCGACAUGCCUCACCUCCGUCAGGUCCCCGGCGUUCUUUCCACCGGUGAUGUGCUGCGUUGGUUAGCUGGUAACUCUAGCAAGGAAUUAGAUAUUAUAGCUCAAUACUGGCAAUUGAUUGCACAACCCGAAGAUGAACAUUCCGGAGAUUAUGGAUACUCUAACGAACACAUGAAAAAGUUUGGUGCUUUUGAAGGUUCUGCUGUUUAUAACUCCAUAAUCGAUGCAGCCAAUCGAAAUAUCAGUAUCAGAUUACUGCAACAUUCUGGAGUGUAUCCGGAUUAUACUAAAGAAGCAGAUGAUAUUGCUUCCGGAAGAUCAAAUGUGGAAAGUGUGACAUUGUUACUUGGAAAUUAUUGGGGUUCAGGUAUUGUUCAUGCUAAAGUUUGGAUAUCUGAUAAUAAAGAUGUUUAUAUUGGAUCUGCUAACAAUGAUUGGAAAGCUCUUACUCAGAUUAAGGAGGUUGGUAUUUACCUAGUUGGGUGUAAUAAGAUUGCCAGAAAGGUUGAGACAUAUUUUCAGAACUUAUGGACGCUUGGCCAUCUUAAUGCAUUGGAUUAUACAACCACGGUAUGGGAUCAACAGUGGCAGAUUAAUAGAACAGUUCCGUGCUGGUCUCAUUUUAUUCAUCGCAAAGAAAGAUGCCGGUCUCCUCUUUCCCAUCACUUUGUAGAAACUUCCCAUGUUGCAGGCUAUCCUAUACUAUCAGACCCUCAUAUGUUUAAAGUUCCUAUUGUAACUCCUGGAUAUAAUAAUUCAACUCUCAAGCCUGAGUCGAGUUAUUUAUCUUUUGCUCCUCCCGAGCUAUCGUUUGGCAAGUAUCAGACUGAUGAACAGGCUUGGAUUGAAACUAUAAAAUCUGUUGGAAAUGGAGAAACAGUUAGGAUUAACACUAUGGAUUGGCUCGGCCAGUCCCAGUUUACAAAGCCAAAGGUUUAUUGGUCUUCCCUCUCUUCUGCAAUUUCAGAGGUUAUCUUCUCGAAGAACGCGACGGUGAAGAUAAUGGUAGCAUACUGGGCACACUACAUCAACAACACAGAACAGUAUUUGAAAUCUUUGCUAUACUCCAAUGUACUAUGUUCUUCUUCAAAGUAUAACAGCUGUUCUGGUAAAGUGGAGAUCAAAUACUACGUUGUUCCAGGUUACAAUCAGACAGGACCUGCACUCAGAAAUGGGGCUCAAACAAGAAAUCUUUAUCCAGAUUAUACCAGGGUUAACCAUGCGAAAUAUGCGGUAAGUGAUGUUCGAGCUCACAUUGGAACGAGCAACCUCGUAUGGGACUAUUUUUACACGACAGCCGGUGUCAGUUUCGGAACGUAUUACCCCGGCAUUGUUUCGCAACUUCAAAUGAUAUUUGAUGUUGAUUGGAAUUCGCCAUAUGCGGUUUCGAUUGAAGAACAGGAGGGAAGUCAUUUUUUUUCAAGGUGAUUAGUUCUUUGUGUUUGGUCUCUGUAAUUGAUCUUGUACAGGAAUAAUCCUGCAGCUUGUGAACAUUUGCUGAUGAAAUUAAGCUUUAAAAAACAACAAAAAUUCAAAAUUC